GCUGCUGUCGUUCAUUUCGAUCCCUCCCUGGAGACCUCGAGCAAGAGACCCGGGCGGAGUAAUGGCGCUCUCGAAGACCGUCUCCUUCUCCUGCCGACUCAAACUCUACUCCUUCCCUUCCUACUUUGCCACGGCCUCUCGCCUGCGCUUCUUGUCCUUUGCCACGGCGGAGGAUGCCGCCGCCGAGCGCCGCCGCCGCAAGCGCCGCCUGCGGAUUGAGCCGCCGCUCUCCUCUCUCCGCAACCAGCGUCAGCCCCCGUCAUCGGCUCCUCCCCGAGGGCCCAGGACCGCGCCCAACCCCAACGCCCCCAAGCUGCCGGAGCCCGUUUCCGCGCUCGUCGCCAAACGCCUCGACCUCCACAACCGCAUCCUCAAGCUCGUCCGCGAGAACGACCUUGACGAGGCCGCGCUCUUCACCCGCCACUCCAUCUACUCCAACUGCCGCCCCACCAUCUUCACCGUCAACGCGGUCCUCAACGCCCUCAUCCGCCAGUGCCGCUAUGCCGAUUUCCUCUCCCUCCACCGGUUCAUCACCCAGGCCAGCGUCGCCCCCAACAUCAUCACAGUAAAUCUCCUCCUUCAGGCCUACUGCGAUUGCCGCAAGACCGACAUCGCCCUUGAGCACUUCCGGCUUCUCCUCAAGGACGACGCCCCGUUUCCUCCCUCUGCCACCACGUACCGAAUCCUCGCCAAGGGUCUUGUCGACAAUGGCAAGAUUGAGCAAGCAGUUGAGCUCAAAGAAGACAUGCUCGCCAAGGCCUUUGUUGCCCCGGACCCCGUUGUCUACAACCACAUCAUGCAGGGCUUCCUCAAAAAGGGGGACCCCGACACAGUUGUCUCCCUCUUCGAGGAGCUGCAGGAGAAGCUCGGUGGUGGCAAGGUCCUUGAUGGAAUCGUCUAUGGAAACCUCAUGAAAGGUUACUUUGGAAAGGGGCUGGAGGAGCAGGCAAUGGAGAUAUACCGGGACGUCCUUGGUGAAGGCUCAAAGGUUCGGCUUGAGGCAGUGAGCUACAAUUUGGUGCUGGAUGCGCUUGGAAGAAACGGGAAGCUUGAGGAGGCCCUCAACCUGUUCGAUAGAAUGCUGAAGGAGCACAAUCCACCGAGGAGGAUCACAGUCAAUUUGGGCACCUUCAAUGUGAUGGUUGAUGCUUAUUGCAUAGCCGGAAGGUUUCAAGAUGCGAUCACAGUGUUUGGGCAAAUGAGCGAGCAGAAAUGUGUCCCAGAUACACUGUCUUACAACAAUUUGAUCGAUCAGCUGGGAAGCAACAGGUUUGUUGCUGAGGCAGAGGUGUUAUACAAAGAAAUGAGUGAGCGUGGGAUCAGUCCAGACGAAUACACCUAUGUGCUACUGGUGGAAGCAUGUUUUGGGAUGGAUAGGGUGGACGAUGCCACUGGGUACUUCCAAAAGAUGGUGGAGUUGGGGCUAAGGCCAAAUGCCACUGCAUACAACAAAGUCAUCGGCGGCUUGGUGAAUGUGGCACAUCUUGAUGAGGCCAAGAAGUUCUUCGACCAGAUGUUGGAGAAGGAGGUCAAACCUAAUGUUUCUAGCUAUGAACUAUUACUGAAAGGGUUCAUUGAUGCUGGGCGAUUGGAUGAUGGGCUGAAGACACUCAAGGAUUUGCUGCUCGAUGAUGGAGUAACACUGAGUGAAGAAAUGAAGGGGCUUGUGGAGGAGGCCUUAAAGAAAGAAGGGAGAGAGGAGGAGAUGGGAAAACUGUUGGAGGACGUCGAAAGGGAGAAGGCGGAACGGUUGGCACGGGAGGCAGAAGAGAAAGCAAGAGCUGAGGCCCUUGCAAGGGAGGAAGAAGAGAAUAAGAAGAAGGAGGCUGCCGAGAAAGAAGCAGCUGCAGCUAAAGCUAGUGCUGCAGCUAUCGAAGCGAUAUUGGGGCGAAAAAAGGAUGAGCAAGCCAGUGAAUCAUCUGCAGAUUCUAAAUCUGCCAAUGCAGUGAUUGAAGGGGAAAUUCUAGAUGGUGGCUUGAAUGAGGAAGAGAAGCUAAUAGCUGCACAUGAUUCCCAACAAACCCUUUGAUGAUUCACAACAAGCAAGUUCUGCUUACAUGGUAUGAACACCUUUCUCCAUGCCGUAUUUGGCAACUGCUAUUUUACCAUGCUCCAUUUGUCUAGUGUGCUACAACUAAUUCCAAGGUUUACUGGUGUUUCACUUGCUAUUUUGACUGCCAAGACCUUCAAACUCUUGCAGAUAAAUUAUUUGGCAUGCCUCUUACAGUCUAGUUUUUAUGUUUUAGCAUUCUGCUUUGUCAUUGUAUUAUGCCUGAUAUCUACAGAAGAAAAUGAUGGGGGAGAGUUUGUGACAUUAAGUUUCUAUCUGCUUCAUACUGUGGUAACUAUUUGAUUCCAAGGUCUAUUUCUCCA
Zingiber officinale is the source of this 2373-nucleotide messenger RNA. RefSeq names its product pentatricopeptide repeat-containing protein At3g49240, mitochondrial-like. NCBI's taxonomy places the organism in Eukaryota, Viridiplantae, Streptophyta, Magnoliopsida, Zingiberales, Zingiberaceae. The coding region runs from base 62 to 2029 and encodes 655 amino acids. The record is from RefSeq and is a predicted model, not a curated record. The transcript has a single exon. Gene Ontology annotation, molecular function: protein binding. Gene Ontology annotation, cellular component: chloroplast.